GUCUUCUAGACAACUGAACUUGAGCAAGAGGACCUUCUGUAAUGGCUCACAGAAAGCUCAGAACAGAAUCUCACCAGGAUUCUCCAGACUCGCAGGGAAUUCGUCUGCUAGAUUCGAAAGCUGCGUCAUGAGUCGGCAUCCGACAUCUGUCAUCCUGAGUCGCUAAGUUCUUCGGUUCAUCGUUCCGGGCCCAGCUACCAAGAUUUGAAACAGCCGAUUAUGCAGACUCGCGCGUUUCGUUUACAGCGUCGUUGAAUAUACCAUGUUCUGGCGUUUUUCCCGGACCUGUGACUGUAUAGACGAAGCCACUAGCUGAGACGGUACUAGUCGAGGACGAAGUUUCAGGUCCGAAGUAUAUCACUGGGGUAAGUUGGUCAAACGUCAGUGUAUCUGUGAGCCAGAGGUCGCACGGCGAACGAAACGGUUGCAUAGCGCGCGAACUGGCACAGAGCGAGUGAACAGUCGCACAUCGACCACCACAUAGUCGCCAAGUUACCGCACAAUCGCACAGCGGACGCACAGCAGUCGCACAGCAGUCGCACGGCGAGCGAGCGACAUGGAGAAUCUGGGAUUCUUCAAAGAAGUGAUGGCGGAAGCCGUGGACCGGGCGAAGGGCGCCGUCGUGGAGAAGACCCAAGCGGCCGUGGGAAAGGCCCGGGAGAUGGUGGGGCUCGUGGAUUCCUCGGAACCGUCUGCACCUCCCCCGGAGCCGUCGAUUCUGGACGAGUUGAAUCAGUACUGCUCGCUGACGCUGAAGCAGAGAAUAUACGGCUUCGCCACCUGCCUCUGCAUCGGCAUCUUCUGCACACUCAUGUCCAUUCUGGUGUUUCCGUCGCCCAUCAAGUUCGCCAUCACCUACUCGCUAGGCAACCUCAUGGCCAUCGGCAGCACAGGGUUCCUGAUCGGCUUCAUGCGGCAGCUCAAGAUGAUGUUUGAUCCGAUCCGCAUCGGUGCUGCCAUCGUCUUUGCGCUCUCGCUCAUCCUCACACUCAUUGCUGCUCUUUAUGUUCAAGACGCCCUUCUCACUCUACUCUGCAUUGUUGUCCAAGCAUGUGCACUGAUAUGGUACUCUCUCAGUUACAUACCCUUCGCUCAGACAUCCGCCAAGAGGUGCAUGCGCAUGUGCUACGAGGCGGAGUUCUGAAGCGCUUGCUCCCCUGGGCUCCUCUUAGCUCCACUGAUUCCCCGAUGUCGGUGCUAGGAUGGACAUCGGCCAAGAGGUGCAUGCGCAUGUGCUACGAGGCGGAGGUUUGAAUAAUCGGCCUCGCAGCUCGUGCUCACUGGCACUGGCUUUCUAUAAUCACCUCAAAGCAGUUGAAUGGCCCGACCUGGCGCUGCUAAGAGGUGCAUGUGCUAUGAAGCGGAGUUUUGAAGGGCUUGCUUGCUUGCUACCUCCUCUCGUCUCCACUGGGGUUCCUAGACCAGCAGCACCAAGCAAGUGAUUGGCUAAGUGCAUCAAGAGGAGCGCAUGUGCCCACGAAGCAGAGUACUCAAAUGCUGGGUGGGGUGGGGUUGCAAUGCAGCCCCGUCUCGUCAAGGCUCAAGGCCGUCUGCGCCAUGGAAAGAAGCGGAAGGGGCAGCACAAAUGUGUGGAAUACCGGUAUACUGUCAGCCAAAGUUUAGGGAGAGGGAGAGCUAGCAAUUCAUGCACAUGUAUCCAAUCCAAUAGCUGUGUACAGUGAGAUGAGAAGUGUUUUAUGACCUGGUAUUCAUGAUUUCCGCUUCUAUGU
Closterium sp. NIES-67 is the source of this 1730-nucleotide messenger RNA. NCBI's taxonomy places the organism in Eukaryota, Viridiplantae, Streptophyta, Zygnematophyceae, Desmidiales, Closteriaceae. The record is from the annotation of a GenBank genome assembly.